AUGUGCUUGAGUAGGUCUGAAUAUUUAUUCGGUUUACCUACAGCACGAGUUAAAUGUAUUGACUUUCACGAGAGUAAUCAGCUACUUCUUGCAGCUUUAUUCAGCGGAACUGCGAUAGUUGUUGAUACAUUAGCAGGAAAUAUCGUGAAAUCAUAUACAGUUCAUGAAGGAUCUGCAUUAAGAACAUGCAGAUGGAUACAUAAAACAGGUAAUUUCGUUGUAGGCGGCGACAGAAGUUCACUUGUAUUUUAUUCAUUCGGGAAAAACAAAUUACUAAAUACAGUAGAGAAUGCAGCAGUUGGACCUGUUCGUUCUAUUGCUGUUCAUCCAUCAGAAAACUUAAUUCUUUCAUGCGGAGAUGACAAAUUAGUCAAGUUAUGGGACAUUUCAAACGAAAAAUGCAAGUUAGUUCGAGUGUUUUCGGCCCAUUCAAAGCUAGUAAUCGAUGUAAAAUGGAGUUUACGCGAGCCAACAAAUUUUGCAUCUUGUUCCUAUGACGGCACAGUAAUAUUUUGGGAAACUAGUAGUACAACACCAAUGUUUACUCUAAAGGUAUGCUCAUUAUGCGUGAAUUGCAUAUCAUUUGCCUCAGUUAGAGAAAAAUCUCAAUUUGCAGCGAGUACAGAUGAUCAUAACAUCUAUAUUGUUGAUAUACAGUCAAGAUCAGUAGUUACUAAACUCGAAGAACACGAAAAUAACGUUUCUAGAGUCGAAUUACACCCUACACGACCAAUUUUAAUUUCUGUUUCUGAAGAUUCUAAAGCAAUUGCAUGGUCAUCAUCAACAUACAAGAAAGAAAACACGAUAUUAUCAAACUACAAACGCAUGUGGUCACUUGCUUUCUCAAAUAAUUUACCAUUUUUCGCAAUUGGAUGCGAUGAUGGUUUAUCUGUUUACAAAUUUACGAUGGAUGGCAUUCCAAUGUCAUUAGAUAGCUCAGGAAAGAUCAUAGUAAGCCAUACAAGUGAAAUUGUCACUGCAAAUCUGAAAGAAUUACAAAAUUUAUCUGAUAAUUCGGAAUUACAAUUAGUUUACAAAGAUGCGUUGACAACAGACUUCCAACCUGAAUAUAUGAAACACUCUCCAAACGGUAAAUUCGUUUAUAUUUGCGGAAGUGGAGAAUAUGUAAUUUAUUCAACGCUUGGAUUCCGAAAUAAGGCUUAUGGUAAUGGCAAAAUGGUCGCAUGGUCAUCAAAUAGUACAGAUUUUGCGGUUUUGACGGAAAACGGAGAUGUCGAAAUUCAUCUCGGAAAUGACGAGCCAAAAUUGAUCAAAAACAGCUACGCGACAAAUAUAUUUGGUGGAUAUUUGUUAGGUAUCCAAAAUUCUUCAUCUUUGACUUUCUAUGAUUGGAAAUCAAACGAAAUUAUCCGAAAAAUCGAAAUCGAAGCUGAAGACGUCAUCUGGGAUGGCCAAAGGAAAAUAGCCAUCAGAACAAAAGACACUAUAUUUGUUUUGUCCUUUAACAGUGACUAUUCUCUGUUGGAAUCCGAACAAACAGGUUACAGUGACAGUUUUUCGAUUCUUUUUACGUAUGAAACUGCUUCUACGUCCAUCUGUUUCGCUAAUGGAGUUCUUCUGUUCACGAAUGAAACGUUCUUGUACAGAUGUGUCCUUGGAAUAUAUACUGUUCACUCGAAAAUGUUGAAACAAAAUAAGAUUCUCGGUUACCUUCAGAAAGAAAACGUUUUGAUAGUAUCUGAUCAUCUUGGUAACCUGACAAGUAUAUGUUUACCCCUUUCUCUCCUCGAUUUUGAAUUAUUAGUUUCUGAUAAUUUAAUUGAAGAAGCGACAGAGAAAGCUGAUAGCAUUCCUGACAACUUUAGAGCAAAGGAAGCAAGAGUAAUGCGCCAAAUUGGCCAAAGAAAGCUUGCUUUGUCAGUUGCAAACGAUAAACAGUCAAGAUUUGACAUUGCAGUCGAAUUAAAUGACUUAACUGAAGCAAAUAAUAAUGCUUCUGACGAAACUCAGUAUAAGAAAGUCGCAAGGAUGGCUUUGGAACAAGGAAAUUAUGAAAUUGCUGUUGAAUCACUGAAAAAUUGCCAUGAUUAUUCAACAUUAUUAUUGUUAUAUAAAGGCAGAGGUGAUGCUGAUGGCGUUAGAGAGCUAAUUGACUUGUCUUCUUCGAAAGGACAAUUAAAUGUUGCUUUUACUUGUGCAAUGCUGAUUAAUGAUAAAAGGAGAGCUGUUGAGAUCUUGAUACAAAGCAAAUUAUACGCAGAAGCAACUCUUUUAGCGAGAUCUGCUGUUCCUGAAAUGGUGAAUGAAUGUUUUAAGCUAUGGAAAGAGAAUGCAAUCAACCAAAAAGUGGCUGACUCUCUUGCUGAUCCACAAGAAUAUCCGAAUUUGUUUGAAUAA
Molecule: messenger RNA, 2358 nt
Organism: Trichomonas vaginalis G3
Lineage: Eukaryota; Parabasalia; Trichomonadida; Trichomonadidae
Product: beta'-COP family
Exons: 1
Coding region: 1-2358 (785 amino acids)
Biological process (GO): retrograde vesicle-mediated transport, Golgi to endoplasmic reticulum; endoplasmic reticulum to Golgi vesicle-mediated transport; intracellular protein transport
Cellular component (GO): COPI vesicle coat
Molecular function (GO): structural molecule activity; protein binding
Source: RefSeq, a predicted model, not a curated record